Molecule: messenger RNA, 678 nt
Organism: Ceraceosorus bombacis
Lineage: Eukaryota; Fungi; Basidiomycota; Exobasidiomycetes; Ceraceosorales; Ceraceosoraceae
Source: the annotation of a GenBank genome assembly
AUGUUGACCAAGUAUCUGCUCCUGGUGACUGCACUCUUUCUCUUGCUCGCUACACCAGCCCAGAGCGGCGGCGUGGGAGCCGGCCGCGUCAAACAUCCGCCCCAGGAUAGUCAGGGCGGCAACCGCAUUCCUCCAGAUUUCGUCAAGCACAUGCCCCCGAUCCGUCGUCCGGACCCUUCUCAACCUCCUGGCAAGGAUAAUAGGGCUUCGUCUUACAAAUUCGUCACCCCACCUCCCCCGCCUCCCCGUCGCGUCAAGGCUAGACCGCCACCGCGCGUUUACUGUGAGUGCUGCGACUGCAAGUGUCACUCUCAUCAUCGGCUGCCAUGCUCGCUGAGCGGUCACGUCUCUCUUUCUCCCCCUCUGCCUAGGGGUCACCAAGCGCCCAGCUCGUUGGACCGAUGCGCAAGUAACGCGAACCUGGAUCCUCGCAUGCAAGUCGGCGGGAGGAAGAGCUUCUGUGUACGACAUAGCACCCAUCAAGGUGGAGUGUGUGGACGUAAAGUGAGUGCGGGCAAGGAUGUUGAGCGCAUGUGCACACCUCGUUGCUCAUGCCUGCGCACGUCCAACCGCACACCCUCUCCUCCCUCGCCACGCAGCGGCUUCAGCAAAGCCGACAUCGUCGUCAAGACUCUUCUUGCUGCUAGACCGUAUCAGUGGACCUUUGCUCCACAUUGA